UGGAGUCGGAUUGCGUCGGAUGUUUUUCGUUUUGUGAGUCGGACACAGCGGAACGUGGUGGUUGAAUCCCUCGGUUAUGCUCAUCACACAGGCCUAUAUUUAACAUUUGAAUGAUAUCCCUCAGCUAGAGAGGCGUUUUCCCCGCCGUAUGCUCACAGAGAGGAGACUGCACUGCUAGGAACCGACAAUAUGGACUUGCACAUAUUGGACCACAGGCUUCGAGUCAUCAGCAUAUCCAAAAAUGGGCUUGUGAAUUUCACACACCCCCUGAUUAAACUGAUAUUUCUCCGGAACAGAACACGAUGCAAGUUUUUCAGUUUGACUGAGACACCAGAGAACUACACUGUGGUCCUUGACGAGGAAGGAUUCAAAGAGCUUCGGCCCUCAGAGCAUCUUAAGGUUGAAAGCUCCAUUUGGCUGCCCCUCAACGUCGUCUCCAAUGGAAACGCCUCCAGCAGUUCACAGGCAGUCGGUGUUACAAAGAUCGCCAAGUCGGUCAUCGCUCCCUUGGCCCAGCAGCACGUGUCUGUUUUCAUGCUCUCAACCUAUCAGACUGACUUCAUCCUGGUGAGAGAGAAAGACCUCUCUGUUGUCAUCAGCACUCUGGAGGAGGAGUUCAACAUCUACAAGGAGGUGGGAGGAGAGUCAGUCCCUAUGCACUGUCAGGAUGUCUCGAAUGGCCUGCAGAAGAACGGCAAAGAAGCCACCCAGCCUACAGUUCACCCAGUGCUGAUCCCACAGAACCAGUUUUGUGUCAUGUCUCUGGACCCGGACACUCUGCCGUCCAUCGCCACAACACUCAUCGAUGUGCUUUUUUAUUCAAGCAGUCCUAAAGAAGAUACCAACCAGGACUUGGACCAUAUAAAGUUCUUCUCAUUCUCCCUCAUUGAUGGCUACAUCUCACUGGUGAUGGACACUGAGGCUCAAAGACAGUUUCCUGCUGAUCUUCUCUUCACCAGCUCCUCCGGGGAGCUCUGGAGAAUGGUUCGUAUAGGAGGACAACCUCUGGGCUUUGAUGAAUGUGGUAUAGUUGCCCAGAUAUCCCAACCUCUGGCUGACAGCGACAUUUCGGCCUAUUAUAUCAGCACCUUCAGCUUCGACCACGCUCUGGUUCCUGAGGAGGACAUAGUGAGCGUGACAGACAUGCUCCAGCAUCAGAGGAAAGAACAAGCAGCUAGCUGAUUUCUGAAGUCCUACCUGAGGUGAAUGAUGCCGGCUGAACCUGCCACCCCACACUCCAGCUCCAGUGGCCCCGGGGUGGCGAGCCAGCAGGAAGCAGAGGCUACAUGUGCCUAGAUUAGCACUGCAUCGCCAGCAGUAUUAAUAACUUUAACAACCUUGCCAUGACCACCUGAAGCGCUCCUUUAUGGUGUGAACAAUUUGUCUGUGAGGCCUCCUGUCUUACCUUUCUGGGGCAGGAUGCACUGAGUCCCAGGAGGCCCACAAGCUCAAAUAGGCACAUUAAAAUGCACUAUCACCAACAUUAACAUACACACAUGAACACACAUUAAAAUUAUCAAGCACAAAGUUAGACGUGUGAACAUGUAUGAUAGCGUCUCUUUCCCUUUGGAGAUUUUAUGAUCUGAAGUUGAAUCAUUCAUACACUCGCAUAUAUUUCUCUAGUGCUAUAAACAAACACAGAACUUAGUCUUCCAGCAAUGUUAACAACAUGUGUCUAAAAAACAAGUUUGAUUUAAUUUUAUCUGAUCAAAGGCCAUUUGCAAAAAUGGCAAUUUCUACUGUUUGUGGAUCUGAAAGUGUGAAGCUUGAAAUACAAGGCUUGUGGAUGGCACUGAUGUGACUUUUUUCAGGCUAAAGAAACUGAGAAUAUGCAUUUUUUGACUAGAGGAUGCACUCGUUUUGGUUUGAGAAGAAUGUUCCUGUAGCUCUUUAUCUGUUAAAUUACUACGACUGCUGCCAUGCAGUAAGCUUGGCCAGUUUUUUAAGAGGUCAUCAUUUCUAAACCAUAGUAUUACCCAAGGUCAGUAACACUAUGUCUUAUUUUUUGUUAUUUGCACAAUAAACUGUCAUUUAGUCAAGAUCACUUACGUGUUUUUUCUUGGUACAUUACAUUUUGUACAAUUUGAAGUCUUCUGUAAACAUUUGUAUUUUUGUGCUGCUUCAUUCAAUAAACAGUAUUAAAAUGA
Molecule: messenger RNA, 2147 nt
Organism: Cheilinus undulatus (humphead wrasse)
Lineage: Eukaryota; Metazoa; Chordata; Actinopteri; Labriformes; Labridae
Gene: castor1
Product: cytosolic arginine sensor for mTORC1 subunit 1
Exons: 9
Coding region: 190-1182 (330 amino acids)
Biological process (GO): cellular response to L-arginine; negative regulation of TORC1 signaling
Cellular component (GO): cytosol
Molecular function (GO): arginine binding
Source: RefSeq, a predicted model, not a curated record